AUGGCGGGCAAUUACUCGAACAAGAAAGUUGUUUUGUGUAUGCAGCAACGGCUGGAGAUUCUAGAAGAUUUGAAGACACAACCUAUUUCAACGAUUGCUGCAAAGUAUGGUGUACACCCGAUGACAAUUCGUCGGAUCAGAAAAAACGCUACACUCAUUAGUGAAUUUGCAGACAAGAGUAAGGAACAGAAAAAACGGCGAAGACUUAAAAAACCAAUGUGUGAAGAACUGGAUCACCGUAUGCUGACAUGGUUUACAGAAAGAAGGGCACUUAAGGAUAUCCUAUCAGAUGCUAUACUUUUAGAGAAAGCUGCUGAAAUAAAGAAGAAUAUCACAUCAUGUUCAUCUGCCAGAGUGAGCAAAGGUUGGCUUGCGAAAUUUAAAAGACGCAACAACAUACGUUUAGUCAAUGGAUUUCGUGACAAAAAUAAUACUGAUGUGAAUGCAGCAAGAAUAUUUGUAAAGAAUUUUAGAAAAUUAAUAGAAGAAGAGAACAUAAAUGUGGAAAACAUUUAUAACAUGGAUGAAAGCAGGCUUAUGUGGAAAGCUCUUCCUACGAAAGUGCUAGCAAAAUUCAAAGAAGAGCGCAUCGGUGGCUUCAAAAUCAGUAGUGAGCGAAUUACAAUAGCACUAUGUGCAAAUGCAUCAGGAACAAACAAAAUUAUACCCUUCCUAAUAUAUAAAUAUCAGAAUCCAAGGUCUUUAAAAGACUGUCAAGACAUACUUCCUGUCAUUUUUAAGUCACAGGCAAAUGGCUGCAUGGAUCAAUCAUUGUUUAUAGAUUGGUUUGAGAAUCACUUUAAGCCUAAUGUGAGAGCAUUCCAACUACAGAAACAAAUAUGUGGUAAAGUUAUUUUAUUAUUGAACAAUUGUGAAGAAGACAAAGUUCCGAUAGAUAUACAAGAAGAUGAUUAUGUCAAAAUUAUACAUCUACCGCCUCACACAGACUCACUUGUACAACCCAUGCAUCAGGGGAUAAUACAGAAAACUAAAAGACUUUUUCGUCAUGGAAUGCUGCAAAAUUUUUUAAGGUAUGAUAGAGGGAUCAAAGAAUUUUAUAAAGACUAUACCAUUAAAGACUGCAUAGACAUACUACAUAAAUCAUGGAUACAAAUAACUUCUGAUAACAUAAAAGCUGCUUGGAAUGAAGUUAUUACAUUAUUUACUCCUAAUUUUGAGGAAACUGAAGAAACAGAUUCACUUCAACAUGAACUGCAAGAUAUGAUUAGCACCAUUACUGGAGAAAAAUCUACACAGGAACAUGUCACAGAAUUUUUAUCUGCAUGUGAGGAAGUAGAAAGGCGACAUUUUAUUUUUAUCAAGGAGGAAAAGAUAGACGAAGAAGAAAGUGAAGAAAAAGAAAAUAACAAUGACAACAAAGAUGAAGAAGAUGAUGAAGAGGAAGAAAAUAUUGAUGACAAUAAAGGUGAAGACAAUCUCGAAGAACAAAAAGAACUACUUGUGGCAAGAGGCCCAAAUGAAAAUACUAGAUAUGAUUCAAAAUAUUUAUUUGAAGAUCUAAUGUGUUAUAGUGCAAAAGCACCUCAACAUAUACAACUAAUAGUAAAGAGUUUAAAACAAUAUUUUUUAAAUGAGGCAAAUGAGUAA
Messenger RNA from Dufourea novaeangliae, 1608 nucleotides. Its product is annotated as jerky protein homolog-like. The coding region runs from base 1 to 1608 and encodes 535 amino acids. The record is from RefSeq and is a predicted model, not a curated record. Gene Ontology annotation, cellular component: nucleus. NCBI's taxonomy places the organism in Eukaryota, Metazoa, Arthropoda, Insecta, Hymenoptera, Halictidae. The transcript has a single exon. Gene Ontology annotation, molecular function: DNA binding.